UGGCGGCCCCCACGGCCCACGCGUGAGCCCUUCCGCCGACCGCCGCUGCCGUGAGAGUGCAAAACAGAGAUCAAGAUGGCUUGGCUGGGUUAGAGCGGCUGCGGUGCAUGUGGCAGAGAACCCCAGCUGCUGUCAAGUGGUCUACAAGCAAGGCCAUCCUUACCGAGCUGAGUAAGCCUUGAGGAAGAAGCUUGCUGUGGACCUGAACUAAGGCAGGAGGGAGGAAAGAUGCCAGCUUCUCUUAGAAAACUGCAGCAAAUGGCUGUUUUCAUGGGACUGUUCAGCGGCGGGGGAUGCAUCGUGAUGUACAAUCUCAUGCAAAAGAGUUUUGCCAGGACCCAGUAUUAUCAGCAGGCUUUGGAGCAAUUGAACAGCAAUCCCGAUGCCCUGGAAGCCCUGGGUGCCCCCCCGCUUAAAGUUCACAACAUCCGACUGACGGAUGGGAGCAACCGUGUGGACACAGAAAGAGCACAGAUAAAGUUACCGGUAUCUGGAACAAAAUCAGCGGGGUACCUCUAUAUUAACUCAGAGAUGGACCACUCCCGUCAAUGCUGGUGCCUUCAGGAUGUCACCUUGAAACUGCGGGAUGGUCAGGAUAUUCUGGUUUACCAGUCCCCAGUGGAAAGCAUUGGAGUGCAAGAAGGCUAAAAAUCAAAGGCAGCUGCUUCUCCACCUCCCACUGAGCCAAAGGAGCCAUUAAUCGCUCACAUCCCGCUGUGUCUGUGAAUGUACACGGUUGUCACAAGUGACAAUUUCACUUAACUGGGUGCUCUCAAGACAAUUUUCUCUCCGAGAUUGACCUUGUAAUUGUCAUAAUUGUAAUUUCUUUCUUUUGCUGUUUUAUUCAUGUGUUCAGCAGAAGCCUAAAAUAAAUAUCUUGCAAAAGA
Molecule: messenger RNA, 887 nt
Organism: Gavia stellata (red-throated loon)
Lineage: Eukaryota; Metazoa; Chordata; Aves; Gaviiformes; Gaviidae
Product: cytochrome c oxidase assembly factor 1 homolog
Exons: 6
Coding region: 229-648 (139 amino acids)
Biological process (GO): mitochondrial respiratory chain complex IV assembly; mitochondrial respiratory chain complex I assembly
Cellular component (GO): mitochondrial inner membrane
Source: RefSeq, a predicted model, not a curated record